AUGCUAAUCUCAUUCCAGGCCACUACAGCUACGAAUGCACCUCGACACAACAAGACCGACCCUACGUCUCCCGACCCUCACGAAGUCAACAAUUCCACAACCCGAAGCUCGCGCCCAAAAUCUCAGCUGUGGCGCCUGAGCCGAAAGUUGAGACGAAGUGAGGAAGCCAUGAUUGCGAAUAUAGCCGUGAUCAUGCUAACAUCUACGUGUUCAGAAAACUCGAAUCCAACCCCCAUCCAUCAAAAUCCCCCAAACGAGGCCGCCCCUCUCACUCCUCGGAACGCGACGAGGCCAAACGAAGACGCUCCACCUCCACGGACUCUGUCUCCACAAGCUCAACCAACCGAUCCAAGUCCCGCUCACCAUCACCGCGAAAACGACGACCUAGCAGCCCUCGAUCAUCUCGGCCCAAGAGCGCAAAACGAGGCGACUCCCGCUCUCCCUACUCUAAGUCACGGACGUACAGGACUCGCGACGACUCGCCACCAGCAAGAGGAAACCCCAGAGAUCGAAGCCCGUCCCGCGAGGUACCAGCACCGCCGCAAAGACGGAGAUCGCCAGAUUACGCACGAAGGAGGGAAGUCCACUCUCGAUCGAGAUCAAGGUCAAGAUCCCCCUACCGAGGCGGACGAGAGCCAGAUCGAGACACUCGAGGAGAACCCGCCGCCCGACCCGCCCCACCAGCACCAGCAGUACGAAAAGAACGCAGCCUGA
Messenger RNA from Zasmidium cellare ATCC 36951, 714 nucleotides. RefSeq lists its product as uncharacterized. The transcript has a single exon. The coding region runs from base 1 to 714 and encodes 237 amino acids. The record is from RefSeq and is a predicted model, not a curated record. Lineage: Eukaryota; Fungi; Ascomycota; Dothideomycetes; Mycosphaerellales; Mycosphaerellaceae.